Cydia splendana is the source of this 1444-nucleotide messenger RNA. RefSeq names its product neurofilament medium polypeptide-like. NCBI's taxonomy places the organism in Eukaryota, Metazoa, Arthropoda, Insecta, Lepidoptera, Tortricidae. The coding region runs from base 99 to 1154 and encodes 351 amino acids. The record is from RefSeq and is a predicted model, not a curated record. Gene Ontology annotation, biological process: proton motive force-driven ATP synthesis. Gene Ontology annotation, molecular function: proton transmembrane transporter activity. The transcript has 6 exons.
ACGUCACCUUUGUCACUGUCAACAAAAACACCAAUGGCAUUCCCAUAGUUUUUAUCGUGGUUUUAUCAAAAUCCGGAGCGUCACACAGCUAAAUCGUUAUGGCCAGACCACUGCGAAUCGCCCUCGAUUUCGCCCUAAAUGUAUGCGAAUCCGCAAAACCAUGUGUCUCCCAAGCAUGGCAAUACGCCAAAGUAGAAAUGAUACCACCAAUGACACAAGCUUUUUUUCAAGGAAUCGGCGGAAAAACUAUAGAAAGAUUUGCAGGUGCUGUCGGUAAUGGUAUGAUUUCGUUUCUGCGAGCGUUUGUAACCGCUAUUGACGCUGCUGCCGCUCAAAGGAAAAUAGCACUAGAAAGGGCACUUAAGGACAAGCAAGAAAAAGCUGUGGCGGAAGCUAAACUAGCGGCAGAAGAAAAGGCCAAAGCUUUAGCUGCUGCAAAAGCAAAACAAGCUGAAGCAGCAAAAGCUCAAGCAGUAAAAACAAAACCUGCUGAAGAGAAGGUCAAGCCUAAAUCAGCUGAGCCUGCAAAAGCUGAUUCUAAAACAUCACCCGCAGUUAAAGCUGCUCCAAAACCAGAUCCAAAAAAACCCGACCCGAAAAAAUCUGAGGUUAAAAAACCCGAGGCCAAAAAACCUGAGGUUAAAAAACCUGAGGUUAAAAAGCCUGAGGCCAAAAAACCUGAGGCCAAAAAAUCUGAGGCUAAGAAGCCAGAUCCACCGAAGGGAAAGAAGGUAGGUAUGUCUGCACACGCGAAAUCCAUAGUCGGAUCAUUUCGAAGCCGCAUGCAAAUCGUUUAUGAACUAGCAGAAGUAUACAAGGGUGAAGCUUUAAGAAACAGAAAAUUAAGCCAACUUAUGGAGCUUAUUAAAGAGAAGACGGAGCGUGCGGCGAAGUCAGAGCUGGCAGCAAAGCUGCGGGUUGCUAAAGGAUAUUACACGGUAGAAAUGGCACCCCCAUCAUCUGCAGGUGAACUGAAGCAACUCAAAGAGGAGAUCAAUAUGGUUAGAAAGUUUAUGAGUUCUAAAGGAUACAAGGACCUCACUGUGAAGCAAGCUUGGCUUUUGUUCCUCGUCGGAAUCGAAGUUGGAUUGUGGUUCUUCUUGGGCGAAACUAUUGGCAAGUUCCACAUCGUUGGUUAUAAAGUGUGCCCUUAACUCAGUAGGUACUGGGAUGACUAUUUUCUUCAAAAUUCAGUCCAGAAAGCUACCAGUUGGAGUUACAAUUUUUGACACGAACUUCAGCAAUACCAUGACUAGCACACAUUGUAGUCACCCUGGACAGUUAGGUAGGUACAUAGUUUGUGCCCUUGUCCGGAACGAUAUUUAUGGUAUUUACAUGCCCUAUUCAGAUUAUAACACACACGAAACAGAAGGACUGUAACUCAUAUACACAUAUGAUAUGAGUUACAGUCCGUCUGUUUCAGUCCCUUUAAAUCGAUUUAAAC